Molecule: messenger RNA, 3122 nt
Organism: Trichechus manatus latirostris (Florida manatee)
Lineage: Eukaryota; Metazoa; Chordata; Mammalia; Sirenia; Trichechidae
Gene: ATP8A1
Product: ATPase phospholipid transporting 8A1
Exons: 27
Coding region: 1-2727 (908 amino acids)
Biological process (GO): phospholipid translocation
Cellular component (GO): plasma membrane
Molecular function (GO): ATP binding; ATPase-coupled intramembrane lipid carrier activity; magnesium ion binding
Source: RefSeq, a predicted model, not a curated record
AUGGAGGCACUGCCGCGGGAGCGAGUGAGCGCGCGCCCCGGAGACCCCUCCCCCUGCGCCGCCGCCCGAGCUCCGCCCGUCGCCAAGCCGCCCCCUCCGAGGCUGCAGCGAGAGCUCGCCGAGCUCUGCAGACGCCGCCGCCUUUGCUGCCUCGGAGCGCUCUGCUUGGCAAAGCCAGGUCUCCCGCCCGCGCGGCGUCGCGACAGGUGCAGAGUCCAGGCUGAGGACCCACCUGCGGCCACCGCCGCUGCAAUGCCCACCAUGCGGAGGACAGUGUCCGAGAUUCGCUCGCGCGCCGAGGGUUAUGAGAAGACUGAUGAUGUUUCAGAGAAGACUUCACUAGCCGACCAGGAGGAAGUGAGGACUAUAUUCAUCAACCAGCCCCAGCGGACAAAAUUCUGCAAUAACCAUGUCAGCACUGCAAAAUACAACAUAAUCACAUUCCUUCCUCGAUUUCUGUACUCUCAGUUCAGAAGAGCUGCUAAUUCAUUUUUUCUCUUUAUUGCGCUGCUUCAGCAAAUACCUGAUGUAUCACCUACAGGUCGUUACACAACACUGGUUCCUCUCUUAUUUAUUUUAGCUGUGGCAGCUAUCAAAGAGAUAAUAGAAGAUAUUAAACGACAUAAAGCUGAUAAUGCAGUCAACAAGAAACAGACACAAGUUUUGAGAAAUGGUGCUUGGGAAAUUGUUCACUGGGAAAAGGUAAAUGUUGGAGAUAUAGUUAUAAUAAAAGGCAAAGAGUAUAUACCUGCUGACACUGUACUUCUCUCAUCAAGUGAGCCCCAGGCCAUGUGUUACAUUGAAACAUCCAACUUAGAUGGAGAAACAAACCUGAAAAUUAGACAGGGCUUACCAGCAACGUCAGAUAUAAAAGACAUUGACAGUUUGAUGAGAAUUUCUGGCAAAGUCGAGUGUGAAAGUCCAAACAGACAUCUCUACGAUUUUGUUGGAAACAUAAAGCUUGAUGGACAGAGCACUGUUCCCCUGGGAGCAGAUCAGAUUCUUCUGCGAGGAGCUCAGCUGAGAAAUACACAGUGGGUCCAUGGAAUAGUUGUCUACACUGGACAUGACACCAAGCUGAUGCAGAAUUCAACAAGUCCACCACUUAAGCUGUCAAAUGUGGAACGGAUUACAAAUGUACAGAUUUUGAUUUUAUUUGGUAUCUUAAUUGCCAUGUCUCUUAUCUGUUCUGUGGGCUCAGCCAUUUGGAAUCGAAGGCAUUCUGGAAAGGACUGGUAUCUCAAUCUAAACUAUGGUGGCGCUAGUAAUUUUGGAUUGAAUUUCUUGACCUUCAUCAUCCUUUUCAACAAUCUCAUUCCUAUCAGCUUGUUGGUUACAUUAGAAGUGGUGAAAUUUACCCAGGCAUACUUCAUAAAUUGGGAUCUCGACAUGCACUAUGAACCCACAGACACUGCUGCUAUGGCUCGGACAUCUAAUCUGAAUGAGGAACUUGGCCAGGUUAAAUACAUCUUUUCUGACAAAACUGGUACUCUGACCUGCAAUGUAAUGCAGUUUAAGAAGUGCACCAUUGCAGGAGUUGCAUAUGGCUGGGGCAAGAAGAAAGAUAUGAAUUACUCAAUGUCCUGGAGUUCACCAGGUAAAACCAGCUUUAAUCUUCAGCUACUUGGAGCUACAGCCAUUGAAGAUAGAUUACAAGAUCAAGUGCCUGAAACUAUAGAAACUCUAAUGAAAGCAGAUAUCAAAAUCUGGAUCCUUACAGGAGACAAGCAAGAAACUGCCAUUAACAUUGGACACUCGUGCAAACUUUUGAAGAAGAACAUGGGAAUGAUUGUUAUAAAUGAAGGCUCUCUUGAUGGGACAAGGGAAACUCUCAGUCAUCACUGCACCACCCUUGGUGAUGCUCUUCAGAAAGAGAAUGAUUUUGCUCUUAUAAUUGAUGGGAAAACUCUCAAGUAUGCCUUAACCUUCGGAGUACGACAGUAUUUCCUGGACUUAGCUUUGUCAUGCAAAGCUGUCAUUUGCUGCAGGUCAGAGUUCACAGAGCUAGUUUAUCGCCAAUGGUUCUCAUGGAUUUUUGUUUUCCCUCAGGUUUUCUGGGUUCAUUGUUUAAAUGGCCUCUUCCACUCAGUUAUUCUGUUUUGGUUUCCACUAAAAGCCCUUCAGUAUGGUACUGCAUUUGGAAAUGGGAAAACCUCUGAUUAUCUGCUGCUGGGAAACUUUGUUUACACUUUUGUGGUGAUAACUGUGUGUUUGAAAGCUGGCUUAGAAACAUCAUAUUGGACAUGGUUCAGCCACAUUGCAAUAUGGGGCAGCAUUGCACUCUGGGUGGUGUUUUUUGGAAUCUAUUCAUCUCUGUGGCCUGCUGUUCCAAUGGCCCCUGAUAUGUCCGGAGAGGCAGCCAUGUUGUUUAGCUCCGGCGUCUUUUGGAUGGGCCUGUUAUUUAUCCCUGUGGCAUCUUUGCUUCUUGAUGUGGUAUACAAGGUUAUCAAGAGGACUGCUUUUAAAACAUUAGUAGAUGAAGUUCAGGAGCUGGAGGCAAAAUCUCAAGACCCAGGAGCAGUUGUGCUUGGAAAAAGCCUCACUGAGAGGGCGCAACUGCUCAAGAACGUCUUUAAGAAGAACCACGUGAAUUUGUACCGGUCUGAAUCAUUGCAACAAAACCUUCUCCAUGGGUACGCUUUCUCUCAAGAUGAAAAUGGAAUCGUUUCACAGUCCGAAGUGAUUAGAGCAUAUGAUACCACAAAACAGAGGCCCGAUGAAUGGUGAUAGGGAGUGGCUGAGAAGCAGGCUCUGCUACAUCCCUAAGGCUAGCUUCCGGGUUUUCACUGGAAUCUGCUGACCAAGUCAAGUCUGGUUCAUGGAGGGCAAAGGUGGAUCUGAGCUCAUCUUGACUGAUAUUCAGAUUCGUGUAUAUUAUAGACAUAAGCACUGUGCAACUCUACUGUAACACCAUCUCUUUCAGAUUUUUAACAGUAUUUGCUAAGUCUUUGUGAACAGAAAUUGAAAAUGGCGUUGUGUCUUGCCAGAGUGCUUUCUCUUCUUAAGUUGAGGCUAGGUCAGUAUUCUUACUCUGGGGCUGUAACUGACCAUCAGUUUAUUGGGCAUACCAUAAGGUAGGGAACCAUUAAAAAAAAAAAAAAAACAAACUCAAAUGGUAUUAA